Solanum verrucosum is the source of this 2677-nucleotide messenger RNA. RefSeq lists its product as uncharacterized. The coding region runs from base 38 to 2488 and encodes 816 amino acids. Gene Ontology annotation, biological process: ribosomal large subunit biogenesis; ribosomal large subunit export from nucleus. NCBI's taxonomy places the organism in Eukaryota, Viridiplantae, Streptophyta, Magnoliopsida, Solanales, Solanaceae. Gene Ontology annotation, cellular component: nucleolus. The transcript has 15 exons. The record is from RefSeq and is a predicted model, not a curated record.
UCUUCUUCCCCACACACGAACAUAUUCUCCGGCCAUCAUGUCUCCAAUUUCCGGCCGUCACGCGUCGUCGGAGCUGACGGCGGAAGGAAUAGCAGCCUCAGGUCUAACAUCGGAAAAACUAAGCUUACCAACUCUACAAUCAAAGAUGAAAUGCGAUCCAGAAGGAUACGAAGCUGAACUAACAUUAGUAUACAAUCAAUUCAAGUCGUCCAUGGAUCUCUUCGAACAACAAGCAGCACUAAAUUUCACUUCCCUUAGCGGUGUAUCAACUGACCCGACUGUUUCUAAGGACUUAGGUGACCGUGCUAUGUUUUUAUCACAUGUAACUCCGUUUAAUCCUAAAAAGCUUGUUAAUUUCCCUAAAGAGUUAGCUCAGUUGCUUCGUUCUUCGGCUCGGACUUUGCCUUCUGGACUACGUGUUCAUGUUACUCAAGCUUUGAUUUUACUCGUUAAUCGAAAGAUUGUUGACAUUGGGGAGACACUUGCAUUGUUCAUGGAGCUCCAAACUCUGGGGGAUAGGGUUUUGAGAAAAUUGGCUUUCUCUCAUAUUAUCCAUAGUAUUAGGCGUAUGAAUCAGAAGCACAAGAAUGAUACGAAAAAUCGGGCACUUCAGAAUAUUUUGUUUGCUUUGCUACAGCAAGAGGAUGAAGCAAAAGCAAAAAGAUCACUGAUCACACUUUGUGAGCUUCAUCGAAGAAGGGUGUGGUUUGAUGAUAGAACAGCAAAUGCUAUAUGCUCGGCAUGCUUUCAUUCAUCAUCGAGGAUUAUGAUUGCCUCUUUAUCCUUUCUUCUUGAUUAUGAGAAAAUUGAAGAUGACUCAGAUAGUGAUAUGGCAGAUAGUGAAGAUGAGCAGACAGCCAAUCAGCCUCAGGUUUUGCUAAAUAAAGAGGCUAUUUAUAAGGCAAAUAAUAAGGGUACAUCGUCCAGCAAAAAGAAAAAGCAAGCAAAGUUGCAGCGUGCCGUCCGCAGCAUGAAGAAGCAGCAGCGCUUGCAAUCUGAAAAUAACAACACUAGUUAUUAUUCCCCAUUAAACCACUUAAAGGAUGCUCAGGGAUUUGCUGAAAAGCUUUUCUCACGUCUUCAGACUUGCAAUGAGAGGUUUGAGGUUAAAAUGAUGUUGAUGAAAGUAAUUGCCCGAACAGUUGGGCUCCAUCACUUGAUUUUGUUGAACUUCUAUCCUUACCUUCAGAGAUAUGUUCAGCCCCAUCAGCGUGAUGUGACAAAUUUGCUUGCUGCAGCGGUUCAGGCAUGUCAUGAUAUGGUGCCUCCUGAUGCUGUUGAACCAUUAUUUAAACAAGUAGUCAAUCAGUUUGUGCAUGACCGUUCAAGGCCUGAGGCUAUAUCUGUCGGACUUAAUGUAAUCCGAGAAAUAUGCUUACGCAUGCCUUUGUUGAUGACAGAAGAUUUGCUACAAGACCUCGUGUUGUAUAAAAAAUCGAAUGAGAAGGCAGUUUCUGCAUCGGCUCGAUCGCUUCUUACUUUGUUCAGAGAGGUUUGCCCUUCACUUCUAGUUAAGAAGGACAGAGGGCGCCCUACUAACCCAAAAGCAAGGCCUAAGGCAUUUGGUGAGGUUAGUGUUGCCAGCAGUGUUCCUGGCAUUGAGUUGCUGGAUCAGGAGGACAGUGAUGAUGAUGUAGAGGAGGGGUCUGUUGGCUUGUCUGACCAUGAUGAUCAAAGUGAUGAUGAUGUUAACCCAGGCGAAGAGGAUGCCAAUUGUGAAAAAGAUGGAGAUGAUGCUUCUGACAAUGAAUCUGGUGAUGAUCAUGAAAUUGAUGAUGAAUGUGAUAGUGAUGAAGAUAACAAAUCGCAAGCUGCUGAAGAAUUUUCAGAAGAUGAUGAUGCAAUUGAUAGUGCAUCAGCUACUGAAGAUGAUGAGAGUGAUGAUGAAGAAGAGGGUGUUGAUGGCGAUAUAAUGCAGGAUAACAAUAGCUGGGCUUCUGAAGAGGAUGAUGUGGACGAAAAGGUCUCUAAAGGAACAAAACGGAAAAUAUCUGAGAUUGAUGUAAAUGCUGCUAGUAAUAGCCUUCGUGCUUUAAAGAAAUUAGCAGGGGCGAACAUGGAACCUAACUCCCUGAAUAUGGAGGAUGGUAUUUUAUCUAAUGAGGACUUCAAAAGAAUCAAAGAACUCAAGGCGAAAAAUGACGCGAGAACAGUUUUAGCACAACAUGGAUUUAAGCUUCCCAGCUCAGACCAAAUUAGUACAAAAAGAGUUGAUGCUGCUAAACUUGAGGCUAACAUACGAAAGAAGCUUAGCAAGGAAGAGAGACUGGCAAUCAUUCGGGCUGGUAGAGAGGAUAGAGGGAGAUACCAAGCUAAAACUGCUCUGAAAAAGAAGAAGACGGGUGGUUCAAGCAAUCAGCAAAAAGAGCACCAAAAACGCAUGCCAUUAGCAGCAAAGAGAUCCAAGGUUGCAAAAUCUAAGAUCGAGAAAAAGAGAAAGCAGGCGCGUGCUGGCAAACAAUUUCGAGGGAGAAAAGCUUGGAAGUAAAGUGAAAACUAACUUUCGUCUUCCCAAUUUUGUCAAAAGUAAAAAUCAGAGAAACAGAAAAUGUGCAUUUUUAUUCUUCAUAUUGGAUCAUGCAAUUUUAGUUGUGUUUUUUGCCCUAAUUUAUUGUAGAACAAUAACGUCAAGAGAGUAAAUUUUAAUUCGAAAAAGCAGAGCGAUUCUUUCUCUUCA